UACUAAUAGUAAACUGGCAACUUUUAUAUGACACAGCUAUUCAACAGUUCUCUCCAGAUCAGUACCCUGCGUGGACUUGUGAUGGAUACAGCGCAUUUCAGUUAACUAACAUUUACUGAUUAAAUUAUUUUCAAUCUUUAAAAUCUAUUGAAAUAGAAGAUAUACAAUAAACAUCAUAUAGGAAAGUCAAAAUUAAAUAGAAUUCAAAAAUGAAUUUUUCUACGUCAGUGACUGAAAAAAUUAACGAAUUUUAUCUAUGGUCCUUAUCAGUCUCAGACGAUAGAACGAAAGGUUGGUUGAUGGUUGAUUCACCAAUGCCAACCGUAAUCUAUACAGUCAUUUAUUUCAUAAUCGUUGGUUUGGGGCCGAGAUGUAUGAAAAAUAGAAAACCAUUCAAACUCACUCCCAUACUGAUACCAUAUAACAUCCUUAUGACAUUAUUGAAUUUAUAUAUAGCUAUUGAAUUACUGGUGGCAUCUAGUCGUUUACGCUAUAGUUAUGUUUGUCAACCACUAACAUUUAUCAACAAUAAAGACGAAUUGAGGUUAUUAAAAGCUGUUUGGUGGUAUUACUUUUCAAAACUCCUCGAGUUUUGUGAUACAAUAUUUUUCAUUCUCCGGAAAAAGGAUAAACAGCUUACUUUCUUACAUGUCUAUCAUCAUUCUACUAUGUUCUCCUUGUGGUGGAUUGGAGUAAAAUGGGUGCCUAGUGGAUCUACGUUUUUGCCUGCAAUGGUAAACAGUUUUAUACAUGUACUUAUGUAUUCGUACUAUGCCCUGAGUGCCUUGGGCCCUAAAAUUGAAAAGUAUUUAUGGUGGAAAAAGUACUUAACUAUGCUUCAAUUGAUUCAAUUUACCACUGCGCUUUUUUUGGGUAUCCAUGGAAUUAAAUCUGGAUGCAAAUUUCCCAUGUGGAUGCAAUAUUUAUUGGUGAUUUACAUGAUUUCAUUUAUUGUGCUAUUUGGAAACUUUUACGCCAACGCUUAUGUUCAAAAGGAUGCUACAAAUAAGUCAGACGUCGAUAGAAAUUACAACUACACAAAAAUUGUGGCAUGUAAAUCGACAAAAAAUAAUUAACUUUUACUUUGUAUUUUUUUUUUAUUAUUAUUAUUAUAAACAAAAAGUGUAUAAAAACUGAAAACAAUUUAUAUUUAUUUUAAGAUCGUUUGUUUUGGAUUUUUUCAGCCUUGACUAUUGUAUUAAUCACAAACAAAAUUUGAGCAUAUAAUAUAUAAGCUACUUAGCUAAGGCAUUUAGUUACAUUUAUUAUGUAUAUAGCUGACGUAGUAUACAUUUACCGACUAAGUACAUUUGUGACAUGUUUUUAUAAAAUUAUAAACAGUUUUCUCCAUUGGUA
Messenger RNA from Myzus persicae (green peach aphid), 1356 nucleotides. Its product is annotated as elongation of very long chain fatty acids protein 4-like. Gene Ontology annotation, molecular function: fatty acid elongase activity. Bases 210 to 1076 code for a protein of 288 amino acids. Lineage: Eukaryota; Metazoa; Arthropoda; Insecta; Hemiptera; Aphididae. The record is from RefSeq and is a predicted model, not a curated record. Gene Ontology annotation, cellular component: endoplasmic reticulum membrane. The transcript has 7 exons. Gene Ontology annotation, biological process: fatty acid elongation, saturated fatty acid; fatty acid elongation, polyunsaturated fatty acid; fatty acid elongation, monounsaturated fatty acid.